AGUUCUUUAGUCAUGACCUCAGGCCUGGAGUUCUGGGGUCUAUCUCGUCCCUCACCCCACCUUCAGAGAUGUUUGGGUAGGUGCAGUCGUGCUCUGCUGCUUUAAAGCAAGGAUCUGAGCCGUGUGCAUUCGGAGCCGUGUGCUGGUUGAAUUGCAGAGACGAGCUCUGUAUUGAGUGGUUGUUCUGUCAGCUACUGAACCGAUGAGAGUACCCAAGCAAAGCCAGCACUUCCAGUCUUGCUUCUUACUGCAGCGGUGUCUCUCGGAUUCCUUCAGAAGGCAUAGAAUUAUUCACGUUGAAUAUCUGAGAACAACAGCCAUGCAUGUUGAGUGUGAAGCUUGCUGUGCAAUUGUGUGUAGGGGAAAACAAACUGCUGGCUAGAUGAGGAUAUUUUACAGGAGGGACUGAGUGCUGUGUCAUUGGAAAAGAAAUAUGUGGAGUGCUGAGCUGUUCUGUACCAAAUCUCCUCCAGCCCUGCUGUCCUGUGGCUGCUGGAUCCCUCCCAGGCAGGCUGUUGGGGACUGUGUUUACUCUGAAUGUCAGCCAGGAGCCUCAGAGCAAAUGAAGCAAUACUCCAACCCCUGAAGCACCAACAGGCAGCUGCUGGGAGCUCCCUCUGCAUGUGUAGGACACUGCCUCUUUCAGAGGAGUGGAGUGCUCCAGGAUGCCUGCUUUGAGCAGUGACUGUGCUGUGGGAUUUCAGUUGCUGAGGGUUUGUAGUGACAGGAGAGUUAAAAUGUUUUUAUUUUCCUCUCCUCUGAGUUCUCCUACAGUGUCAUCAUACCACAGAAGAUGUGGAUUGGGUUGGUGCUGCCUUGUCCCUGAUUCAUGGCUCAUCAGGGAGGUGUCUGUAUUAGAGACUGUAUUGGGGAAAAUUAAACUUCCUUAUUUUCCUGUAGGCAUACUGUCUUCAAAGCAUGCUAGAAGGACUGGCUUCAUUGCUGUUUUGUUAUGGAGAUGAACAUGACAAGCUGAGCUUCUCCAAAAAAGGCUUGGGAGGUGCAAGUCUGAGAGCACUUGUGUCUCUGAUCUCCAGAACAGACCAGCAAUGCCAUCAGUUAUGGAGAACUCAGAAGGAGGAGAUGAAGGGGAAAGCUUACGCUAUGAGGAAAUGGAAGACGACAACGUCAGCCCGACUGACCUUUCAGAGCUGCUGAAGGAGGGGACUAAGGAGUCCCACGACCGUGCAGAGAAUACUCAGUUUGUCAAAGACUUCCUGAAAGGACGGAUCAAGAAGGAGCUCUUCAAGCUGGCUACCACAGCACUUUACUUCACAUACAGUGCUUUGGAAGAGGAAAUGGAUCGCAAUAAGGACAACCCAGUGUUUGCUCCUCUGUAUUUCCCUCUAGAGCUUCACCGGAAAGAAGCGUUGAUUAAAGACAUGAAAUAUUUCUAUGGGGAAGAUUGGAAAGAGAAGAUACAGUGUUCAGAUGCAACUCAGCAAUAUGUGGACAGAAUCCAUCAUGUGGGACAGCAUGAGCCUGAGUUGCUGGUGGCUCAUGCUUACACACGCUACAUGGGGGACCUCUCAGGUGGCCAAGUGCUGAAGAAGGUAGCCCAGAGGGCCCUCAAGUUGCCCAUUACUGAGGAAGGGAUCCAGUUCUACACGUUUGAGAACAUUUCCAAUGCACAGAAGUUCAAGCAGCUGUAUAGAGCAAGGCUGAAUGCUCUAGACUUGGACAAGAACUGCAAGGAACGGAUCGUGGAAGAGGCCAACAGAGCUUUCAGAUUUAACAUGGAGGUGUUUGAUGAACUGGACAAGAUCGGCCAGUCGCUGGUGGAAGAAGCCCAGGAUGGAGGUGUUCCAGUUCACGACGGGAAAGGAGACGUACGCAAAUGCCCUUACUAUGCAGACAAGCUGGCAGGCAGUGCAGCAGCUGGCUGUCCCUAUCACACUGCUGUGGCCUUGGCAAAGCAGCCCAUCGUGCAGCUGAUCCUGGCGGCUUGUGUUGCUGUGGCAGCAGGAGUUGCAGCGUGGUAUGUGAUGUGAUGCCAAGCCUGGCUCCUGGCCCUAUGUGGUGGUGAGGGAAGAGACACCCUGCCCUUGUUCCAACUCCUCCCUUGCUGCUGGUGGAGUGACUGCGGGGAAAUAAAGCAGGGAGAGGUUAAAAAUCCAGGGGGACUAUCCAAGACUUCUUGCACACCAAUAAUGCAAGCACUGUAAUGCAAUGUCUUUAGCUAACUAGUGUACGGAACUGAUCUGGUAAGAGGAUGUGAAGAUUCCAGUUCAACACUGCUCUAUGCUGGCUGGAGCAGCUUUUAAAGCUAGAGAUGUCUUGUCCUGCAGUGGCAAAGCCUUCACGUGCUUGGCUUUUCUUUGGCUGGAGCAGUCUGUGGAGGGAAUUUCCUGCCCUGGGCUGCAACCCAAGAAUGUGUCGUCGGUCUUCUCAGAGAAGAGUACUCAAGUUUCCUACCCUGAGAAACAAACAUUUGUCAUACUCUGACUAUGCUGUGGGUCCGUUAGCUCAAAGGAGUGACCCAGGGACCAAGCAUAACUCGUGUUGGAUGGAGCUUACUGGGUGAGGGGACAGGACCAAAUGUGUGGGUUGCUGGUAUGAAGGUGUCAAAUGUACAUUGUGCAACAUCGAUUUAUAUUUGCUGAAGCCUUGAUUGGAAUAAAAAGCUGCUGUGCUGUA
Messenger RNA from Lagopus muta (rock ptarmigan), 2637 nucleotides. RefSeq names its product heme oxygenase 2 (gene HMOX2). Lineage: Eukaryota; Metazoa; Chordata; Aves; Galliformes; Phasianidae. The record is from RefSeq and is a predicted model, not a curated record. The coding region runs from base 1050 to 1991 and encodes 313 amino acids. Gene Ontology annotation, biological process: heme oxidation; response to oxidative stress; heme catabolic process. Gene Ontology annotation, molecular function: heme binding; heme oxygenase (decyclizing) activity. The transcript has 6 exons.